UAUAGUGAUUUUAGUAUAACUGUUCUUGGUCUUGAUUCAAUUGAAGCUCGGAGCUACAUCAAUGCUUUAGCUUGUAGUUUUCUAGAGUAUGACUCUGAUGAUAAACCCCGAGAUGAAACAAUCAAACCUUUGGUAGAUGGCGGGACUGAAGGUUUCGAGGGCCAUGCUAGGGUUAUUAUACCAGGGGUCACACCAUGCUUUGAGUGCACCAUCUGGCUUUUCCCCCCUCAAGUAAAGUUCCCCUUAUGCACCCUUGCUGAAACUCCUAGAACUGCUGCUCAUUGUAUUGAAUAUGCCCACCUAAUCAAGUGGGAUGAGGUUCAUAGUGGAGAGACUUUUGAUCCAGAUGACCCAGAGCAUAUGAAGUGGAUCUAUAAUGAGGCUGUCAAGAGAGCUGAGCUUUUUGGCAUUCCAGGAUUCACGUAUUCUCUUACUCAGGGGGCUGUGAAGAACAUUAUUCCAGCUAUUGCUUCCACUAAUGCAAUUGUAUCAGCUGCAUGUGCACUUGAAGCUUUGAAGAUUACUACAGGAUGCAGCAAAACUCUAUCAAACUAUUUAACGUAUACUUUUGCCUAA
Molecule: messenger RNA, 576 nt
Organism: Quercus lobata
Lineage: Eukaryota; Viridiplantae; Streptophyta; Magnoliopsida; Fagales; Fagaceae
Product: NEDD8-activating enzyme E1 catalytic subunit-like
Exons: 6
Biological process (GO): protein neddylation
Cellular component (GO): nucleus; cytoplasm
Molecular function (GO): NEDD8 activating enzyme activity
Source: RefSeq, a predicted model, not a curated record